CAGAGAGAGUUGGAGAGGCAGAAAGAGAUGGAAAGACAAAGAGAUUUGGAGAGACAGAGAGAAUUGGAGAUGGAGAGGCAGAAAGAGAUAGAAAGACAAAGAGAGUUGGAGAGGCAGAAAGAGAUGGAACGACAGAAGCAAUUAGAAAGGGAACGUCAAAUCGAACUCGAGAGGAAGGCUGCUGAGAGAAAGCUCGAGCAACAGAAAGAAAUGGAGAGACAGAGGAGAGAUUUCUAGAGGAGGAGAGGAUAAAGAUGAGGGAGUAUAAGAAACAGCAGGAGAUUGAGCUAGAAAGAAAAAGACAGUUAGAGUUGGACCAUGAAAUUGAACUAAAAAAACAAAGGGAGCUCGAAAGACAGAAAGAAGUUGAGAGGCAAAAAGAACAGGAACGACAGAAAGACAAUGAGAGACAGAAACAACUUGAGGAGAUUGAGAGAUGGGCGGCACAGUCAGAUAGACUGAAAGCACAGGAAAGGGAGAAACAGAAAGUGCGGGAGGAUCUUAAGAAGAUCGAGGAGCUUGAAAGAAUAAAGCUCAUUGAUUUUGAACUUCAAAAAGAGAAGGAGAAGAAGAAACGGACCACCAAGAAGCAGCCAGAACAAGUAGGGGAAGGGCAGAGAGAGACAGAACAGGGAACAAGCACUGCAGAAUCUCCUCUGCGGCCCAAAGUGCUGGAUCUAGAUAAUGUUUGUCUGGGGGAUCGGUCUGGUCCAAGCUUGAGCAGCGAUCAGAGCCCAACACCCCGAUGGAAGCAGCCUUCAUCUGCUCUUGAUGAAGUUUACAAACCAUCAAUUUUGGAUGUUGACUCUUUCAGGAACCAAACACAACCUGGGGUUUCUGUGGAUCCCUUCGGAAUGACCACAUUUGCCAGUUUGGAUUUGGAUAGAAACAAACCAAUGACUCCAAUCAGCGGAGCCAAAAUGGUGUCUCCAAUUCAUCCUCAAUCCCUGUUGCAGAACCUUCAAAGGGAUACCACCCCUCCUCAGGCUCAGAUGCAGGCUCCUUUUCAAUUUCCCCGCACAGAAGAAGCAAGACUUCCACCGCCACUUCAGCCCCAGGUUUUGAACCAAUCAGGACUUCCCACAGAAAGACCUAAACCACAAAUCCAAUCACAUUCUGUCACGCCAGACUGGUCCCAUGGGGAACACCAAUUUGACCUGUGGGGUAGUUCACAGGGGGAGGUAGCUGUAGAUGAACCUUCAUGGCUGUCUUCCACAGAAAGUUCCAAAAGGCCUAACAGUGCUAGACAGUCCAGUCUGGAGCAAAUACUGCAAAGACAUGAAGAACGUUACGCAGGAACCAUUUUAAACCCGAAUUUGGCUCCUGUUCAGUCUCCUGGCAUCACAGCUCCAUUGGUACCUGUCCAGAUGCCUACACUCAGACUUCCAACUUCCCCAGGUCAUGUUCUGAGCCCCGAGAAAAUUUUCAACACGGAUGAUCUUUUUGCUGGUAGUAGGAGGGACAACCAGACUGCCUUGUCUUCUUUGAUACCUGAAUCAGUCUGGAGCUGGUCGCCGGCUUCCCAGGAGCCGAGUCAGACGCAGCCGAGCAGCACCGGGUCUCAGGAGCAGUCACGACUGCGAUCGAGAAGUGUUCACCAGAGACCUGCUCCUGCAGAGACUUCUGUAGACGGACCUCUCGCUCGAAUCAGGAGCCGGAGUGCACAGAGGGACAAACGACAAGAAAGCAAGGAGCAGGUGAAGCAGGGUGUAAGUGGACAGGGUGAGUGUAAGGACACUGAUACACUGGUACAGGAGACAGACAGUCAGUACGGGACAUGGGACACAGCACUGCCCACUGAUGACAGUCUGACCCCGGUGACUCCAUCAACAGACAGCAACAUCAUUCCGUCUCCACGGAAACCGUCUCUGCCUCACACCCCGAAUCACCUGAGCACCGAGGAGCAGCUUGGUCCUCUCAACUUCCCUCAGUCUCCCACUACCCUGCUGGACUCCAGUGCUCAGCGUUCCAAAGUCCUACUGAGUAAAAGCUGUCGCAGACGCAGAGCUCCGCCCUCUCGAGCCGCCCGUCACAGUUCCGUCUUUUCAGAUGGAGUGGAGAUUGAGACUGAGGAAUGGAGAUUCAAAGACUCAACAGAGGACAAACCCGACUCUGCUAAGUUCCAGGAUGAUGAAUCAGAUGAGGAGGAACCUCCCCGAGCAGGAGACACUCGCACCUCGUCCUCACAGCCUCAGAGAGUGUCUCUGUUCCCCGGCAUGGAUCCGUCUGCUCUCAUGGCCCAGCUGAAGAAGAGAGGAGAGACAGACAGUCAGACAGACGGCCCGUCUCCAUCACAGCUCUCUCGCUCCCCUAAAUCCCCCUUUCUAGGCCGAGCAUCACGUGUGCUGCCCCCUGUAGGGGGAAAAGAGAAUGGUGAAGAAUCGUCUCCUCAGUGGCUGAAAGAACUUAAAACAAAGAAACGUUUAAGUCACAUCGAGAAUGACUGCUAGAACGCAACAAGCAAGAUGCCUUAUACCCCGAGUAAGUGUAGCUCAACUGCGAUGACACAAGCCUUAACCUUUGACCCCGGCAUGGAUGGGAAUCACAUUGCUGCUGAUGACAUCACCGUCCACUCUCACGUUUAAGCGGUGGUUUGCUUUCACUGUGCUCCGCCCAUUGGCCGAGGGGUCACACGUGCAUGGUGCCUUUUUAGGAGAUCUACGACUGACGAGAAGAUCUCUGUGUGUAUGUGUGUGUGUGUGUGUGUAUGUGUGUGUGUGUUUCCUGUAAGAUUCCUUUUGCAUAGAGCCACUUUAUUGAAAACCAACAACUUCCUGGUUUGUGAUGUCAUCAGGAAGAACUCAGUUCACGGGACCACGGCGUUGUGACGCUUUUUUUACUGCAACCAUCAUUUUAUUUAGUUUGUCCAUUUCUUGCUGUUUGUUUUGUUAAUUCCUUGUCUAUCGGUGGGUUUUGGUGACACACACACACACACACACACACACAGUGCACAAACUCUCAGACAGUAUAGAAGAAAGUAUUUAGGAGUUUUUAGGGGAAGAGUGUGAUGUUGUAGAUGAGUGUGUUUCAGCAGGUUAUUACACACAGCGAUAAUAGAAAUAUUUGUUCAUUUGACAGUUGUUUUUGUUUUUCCGUCUCGGUGGUGGUGUCCAGAAGAAUUUUAAUUAUGAACUGAAAAAUGUGGAGCGCCCCCUGUAGUACUGAUCGUUUAAUCCAUACAGGUGGACAAAUAGAUUUUUAUCAGCGCUUUUAUAGGAUGAGGAACAUUUCAGGGGACGAGGUGAAAGAUUGACCCAGAGUCUCUAGUUAAGUGUGUUACCAUGGACACGGGCUACGUUUUUUUUUUUUCUUCAAAACACAAAAUUUCCAAGUCUAAUUUACGUCAUUUAUCUCAUGAUGUUUCCAUUGUAAUACGAUCAAUCAAAUUUGUUGCUCAGAAACGGAUCGUCUGUUUCUCGGUGCUUAGCAGUGAGAAGCGCAACUACUAGAAAAAUAAAUGGAAAUUUGUUUCA
Messenger RNA from Silurus meridionalis, 3473 nucleotides. RefSeq lists its product as uncharacterized. The record is from RefSeq and is a predicted model, not a curated record. NCBI's taxonomy places the organism in Eukaryota, Metazoa, Chordata, Actinopteri, Siluriformes, Siluridae. The transcript has 9 exons. Bases 255 to 2450 code for a protein of 731 amino acids.